AUGCCACCGAAGGCAUUGAAAAGGGGAGGCGCCGCUAGAAGAGGCGGGAGGCUUACUAGAUCGGCCCUCAAGGCGCAGAAUCUGCCGACAGAAUCCGCCCAUGAAGAAUCCGUUAAUAUCGGAGACCUAUCUGGCUCCGAUGCUGUGGAAGCGAAGGAGGUAGAGACUCCAUUGAAUUUGACGAAGCCAUCGGAUUCGCUCGAUCAUGCUGAAGCUGCAGCAGAUCCGGAUAACGUCGAAUUGUCCAAAAAGGAGACUGAGGUAAAGGAAUCUGUGGAUGAUUUCGAAAAAGAUGAGAGAUUGGAUUUGGAUGACAAUGAACCAGAGUAUGAGGCUGAAGAGUAUGAUGGGGAGGAGUUUGAAGAGAGAGAAGUGGAAGAGGAGUAUGAGGAGUUGGAACCUGAGGGGGACGACGAAGUGGAGGAGGAGGAGAUGGAAGUCUUGGAGGACGAAGCUGGUGAGUUUGCUGAGGAGCUUGAGAGUGAAGGUGAGGAUGAGCAUGUUGUUGAAGAAGCCAAGCGUGGAGAAACUGUUGAUGUGGAAGAAGAAGAGCAUCAGGAUGUUCUCCAAGAGAGACGUAAGCGUAAGGAGCUUGAGAUUUUCGUUGAAAGCUUGGACAGAGGUGCUACGGAGGAGGACUUGAAGAAAGUUUUUGGCCACGUGGGCGAGGUGACUGAGAUUAGGAUUAUGAAGAAUCCGCAAACAAAGAAGAGCAAAGGGUAUGCUUUCCUGCGUUUUGCAACUGUGGAACAGGCAAAACGAGCUGUUAAAGAGCUUAAAAACCCAAUGAUCAACGGUAAAAAGUGUGGUGUAACUGCAAGCCAAGAUAAUGAUACCCUCUACAUUAGUAACAUAUCCAAGACCUGGACACUAGAAGCUCUGAGGGAGAAGCUGAAACAAUACGGCGUUGAGAAUAUGGAUGCUAUAGCUUUGGUAGAGGACAGCAACAAUGUCAGCAUGAAUCGUGGGUGUGCGUUUUUGGAAUUCUCAUCUCGCUCAGAGGCCAUGGAUGCUCACAAACGCCUCCUCAAGAAAGAUGUGAUGUUUGGAGUUGAGAAGCCUGCAAAGGUUUCUUUUGCAGAUUCCUUCUUAGAUCCGGAAGAUGAGAUAAUGGCGCAGGUUAAGACUAUCUUCAUUGAUGGUAUGUUACCGUCAUGGAAUGAAGAGCGUGUUAGAGACCUUUUGAAAAGAUAUGGUAAAAUUGAAAAAAUUGAGCUUGCGCGUACUAUGCCAUCAGCCAGGAGGAAAGAUUUUGGCUUUGUAACUUUUGAUACUCAUGACGCUGCUGUGAGUUGUACCAAAUUCAUCAACAACACAGAGCUAGGCGAAGGCGAGGACAAGUCAAAAGUGAGAGCACGCUUAUCUAGGCCACUUCAGAGAACCGGUAGAGCGAGACAGUCCAGUCGCCCAGACCGCCGGUCUAGGCAUGGGAGUGGACGGUCUGGAAGGAGUUCAUUGGCUCGUCUACCACCUCGUAGCCUUGCUUCCUCUAGGAGUGCUAGAGGCGUUGGAUCUCGGGCCCCACCUCCUAGUUCAAAGAGAGCCGCUGGAUCAAGAGGAAGACGUCCACGCCCACCUCUACCUCCUCCUGCAAGAUCCAGGCCAUUGCCACCGCCUGCAAGAUCCAGGCCCUUACCACCACCUGCAAGAGCCAGGCCCUUGUCACCACCUGCUAGGUCAUAUGACAGAAGACCUCCAGCUCCUCCGUAUCCAAAGGCUAGCUUGAAGAGGGACUAUGGUCGACGUGAUGAUCUUCCUCCUCCAAGAAGUAGACCAGCUGUGAGCUAUAGCUCUAGGCUUUCUCCUGAGAGGCAUAGCUCUAGGCUUUCUCCGGAGAGGCAUUUGUCGUACAGAGAUGAUUAUGCACCUCGUAGUUCUGGUUAUUCAGAUCUUCCUAGAAGCUCUUCUCGCACAGAAAUGAGGAGGCCGUACGUGGAUGACCUUUACAGUCCGAGAUUUGAAAGGCCUCCUCCAACUUACAGUGAAGGAAGAUCUCGUGCUUAUGAACCUCUUCCUGGAUCAAAACGGCCAUACUCUGCAUUGGAUGACAUUCCUCCCCGUUAUGCUGAAGUCGAUAUUCGUCAUUCAAGACCCCGCCUGGACUAUGAUAUUGGCCCAUCUCAAUAUGCUGAAUCGUAUGGGGACCGGAUUCCUCCUAGAUCUAGUCUAGGAUAUGGAAGCAGCCGAAAUCCUCCUAUGCCAAGUCAUGACUCACGUGGCCCAUACAGCAGUCGUCAGGGAAUGGACUAUGGAGGAGGUUCUUAUAGUGGCAGCGAUGUAGGAGGAAUGUACUCAUCAAGCUAUGGUGGCGACAUACCCAGAAGAGAUGGAGGAGGAGGUAGCUCGUAUUCUUCAAUUUACUCAAGCCGUGGCUUGGGUGGUAGUAGUUACCCAGAUUUGGCAGCUGCUAAAUUAGGAAGGAAGGAACUUUGGCAAUGCAAAGUUUGUGCAGUAACGAAGCAAUUGGCUGCAAAAGGAUUAAGCUAUAGCCUCGGUGAAGACUGUUGGAAGCUUCUGGUUUGCUUGCAUCUUCAACUGCAACUGUAUUUGACUCUUUUUCAGUGGGAUGAUGAUAAGCUUCACUUCCACUUCCUAUAG
Microthlaspi erraticum is the source of this 2598-nucleotide messenger RNA. The record is from the annotation of a GenBank genome assembly. NCBI's taxonomy places the organism in Eukaryota, Viridiplantae, Streptophyta, Magnoliopsida, Brassicales, Brassicaceae.